GCUGACCGUUCCCGGCCUCCGUCAUAAGAUUCCGAAAAAAUGGCGGGCCUGAGGGGCUGCUCUCCCGCCCUCGCCCUGGACCCUCCUGCACUACAUACUCCUCCGAGACGGGGACCUCGGACCCCAGGGCUCCGGAGGACUCAGCCAGGACUUUCCAAAAGUUGCCACGGGACCUUCCGAUCCCCUCGGCCAUCUCCCAAGUCUGGCCAGGCUGAUGGGGCCGGUGGGGAAUCUCUGCACCUUGACAUUCAGAAACUGAAGGAAAAGAGGGACCUGCUGGACAAGGAGAUCGUCCAGUUAAUAUCUGAAGGCUACAGUGUGGAUGAACUGGAGGACCACAUCUCCCAGCUCCACGAGUAUAAUGACAUCAAGGAUGUAGGCCAGAUGCUUCUAGGCAAACUAGCAGGUGGCUGUAGCUGCUCUGUGUGGAGUCCCAGGGUGCUUUGUUUGACUCCUCUGUGAAGUGGGCCGUGAUCCGAGGUGUCACCACCAAAGAACUGUAUCCAGAAUUUGGCCUGGAUGUGAAUGACUGAGCCAAGGUUCACAGCCCUUUGUCCACAGCCCAGUGAGACAGGCAGAUUUAAACAUGAGAGGCAGUGAGAGCCCAGCACCCACAGGCUUCCCAGCAAGGAAGUGUCAGAAGCUGUUUUCUAGAGAACUCAGUCUGAGUCAGGAGGGAGCCCAGACAAGAGCUGGACAGCGAAGAGCUAUUCCCAGCUCCAAGUUUCCUGAAAUGUUCCCAAGAUGUAUCUAUGUGUGUAUGUCUCCCAUUUGUAAAUAAACACACAAGCAAUCUGGGUGUGAAUCUA
Molecule: messenger RNA, 809 nt
Organism: Lontra canadensis (Northern American river otter)
Lineage: Eukaryota; Metazoa; Chordata; Mammalia; Carnivora; Mustelidae
Gene: SWI5
Product: SWI5 homologous recombination repair protein
Exons: 6
Coding region: 40-462 (140 amino acids)
Biological process (GO): double-strand break repair via homologous recombination
Cellular component (GO): Swi5-Sfr1 complex; Swi5-Swi2 complex
Source: RefSeq, a predicted model, not a curated record